UUAGCUUACUUUUUUUAUUGAUGUGUUGUUUAACCUAAGAUUUAUGAGAAGCAAAUGAUAUAAUGUGUGAGAAUAUCCUCUUUUAUUAAAGUUUGCUUGACUGUGCAUGCAGGAUUUCUAUUUAAUGAAAUAAGGAAAGAUUUAUGUUAAGUGUGAUUUAAUUUCUUAGAAUAUAAUGUAAUCUUGAUAUUUACAAAGUUCUGCUUAUGAAAAAAAUAGAGCACUCAAUUCUCUAGUUUGUAAAAGAAUUACUCUAUUCGAUUUAUAUAUUCUUUUCACACUAUAGAUACUGUUUUUUUUUUUUUUUUCACUUGAUUAUUUUUUCACAGGCGACUCUAUUCCUCCUUGAUGUUUUUAUUUCGAAUUGAUAAAUCGACAUUGUCCAAUUUUAUUCCUGAGACAUGUGAAGCAAUUUAUGCUGCAUUACAGGAUUAUAUUCAAGCUCCAUCAACUGAAGAAGAGUGGGUUGCCAUUGCGAAGGAAUUCGAGGAAAAGUGGAACUUUCCAAAUUGCUUUGACUCCCUAGAUGGAAAGCAUAUUCUGAUGCGGCAUAAGCGCAAAUAUGGCUCCCAGCUUUUCAAUUAUAAGAUGUGCAACAGCAUUGUGCUAUUUGCCAUAGUUGAUGCCAAUUGUAAUUUUUUGUAUAUAGAUGUGGGCACAAAUGGCAGGGUGGCAGAUAGCACCAUAUUUUCUAAAUCAACUCUAUUUAGUGCUCUUGAAAACAGGGCACUUUGUGUGCCAGGCCCUACUAGGCUAUUGAAUCAAUUGAAUGAUAGCGAAACCCCAUUUGUGAUGGUCGCAGAUGAGGCUUUCCCACUUAAAUCGUACUUGAUGAAGCCGGGAUUUAACGCGAACAAAAAGGAUAUUCAAUUACCGUUUGAGUAGGGCUAGAAGGACUGUCGGAAAUGCAUUUGGCAUCUUAUCUGCCAGAUUCGAAGUCCUUCAACGAGUCAACCCUCUCGAUAUUAAAAAAGUUGAGAGUAUCGUG
This is a messenger RNA of Parasteatoda tepidariorum (common house spider), 988 nucleotides long. Lineage: Eukaryota; Metazoa; Arthropoda; Arachnida; Araneae; Theridiidae. The record is from RefSeq and is a predicted model, not a curated record.